UCGGGUGCUCUGCGACGCCCCUCCACGUCUCCCCGGCCCCCUCCUCUCUGGGCUGCACGCACCAAGUCCCGCCGUUGCUCUUGCGGGGUUCACCCUCCGAGCCCCGCGCCGUCUCUCGCCGCUCCUCGUGCGGGGCUUUGCAUGCGCCUAAAAUCGGUGGCCCCCACCCUCAGUAGAAGGAAGAUAAAAAAAGCUGGAGCAAAGCUUAGCAGCUGGCGCGGAGAAGAGCACUGAGCAGGGCCUGAGUGGGAGAAACUGAAGGGGAGUUGGCACGCUUUGAUCGCCCUAGUUGAAUCACAUAGUAAUCACAUUAUGCCAGUUUUGUACGAGAGGCCGCUCAAGUACCACAGUGUGGCAAAUUGGUUCACAGCCCUGAAGCAUGGAAGACUGUCCCCCAUCCCCUUCCUCUCUUCUCCUAUGCAGGCUUUUCAGGAGUGCUGAAUAAACGUGCCAAUGCUGCAAAAUGGCCAAUGAGAACCACGGCAGCUCCAGGGAGGAAGCUGCUCUGAUGAGCCACUCUCCCGGCACCUCCCACCAAAACCAGCCAAGCUCCCCCAAACCCGCCCGUCUGGUGCAGGACUUGCCAGAUGAGCUGGUGCAGGCGGGCUGGGAGAAGUGCUGGAGCAAACGUGAGAAUCGCCCUUACUACUUCAACCGCUUCACCAACCAGUCCCUCUGGGAGAUGCCGUUGCUGGGGCAACAUGACGUCAUUUCCGACCCUCUGGGUCUGAAUGCUGCUCCAAUGCCCGCUGAAGGGGGAGCCAGUGAAGUCACCACUGCCGAAAGCAGGAUGUGGAAACGGAGGCUCUCUGAGGAGGGCCAGCCCAGUGGCAACAGUGCAAAAAAGCCCAAGAUGGAGGUACCAGGAAACCCCACAGCUCAGCCAGUCCCAAAUGUUUCCAGCACCCCCGGGACGCCACUGUUGAAGGUGUGGGGCGUCUCUCCUGAAGACCGGCAGACGGCUCUCUUACGGCCCACCGAAGUCUACUGGGACUUGGACAUUCAGACCAACGCAGUCAUUAAGCAGAGGGCCCCAUCCGAAGUGCUGACCCCACACCCUGAAGUGGAGCUGCUCCGAUCUCAGUUGAUGCUGAAGCUGCGGCAGCAUUACCGGGAGCUCUGCCAGCAGCGAGAGGGAAUUGAUCCUCCACGGGAGUCCUUCAACCGCUGGAUGCUCGAGCGAAAGGUGGUGGACAAAGGGACGGAUCCUUUGCUGCCGAGCAACUGCGAGCCUGUUGUAUCUCCUUCCAUGUUCCGAGAAAUCAUGAAUGACAUUCCCAUCAGAUUGUCCCGAAUCAAGUUCCGGGAAGAAGCCAAGCGGCUGCUCUUCAAAUAUGCCGAGGCUGCAAAGCGGCUCAUCGAAUCCAGGAGCGCCUCUCCGGACAGCAGGAAGGUGGUGAAGUGGAACGUAGAAGAUACCUUCAGCUGGCUGCGGCGGGAUCGCUCCGCCUCCAAGGAGGACUACAUGGACCGCCUGGAGCACUUGCGCAAGCAGUGCGGUCCCCACGUCUCUGCCGCAGCAAAAGACUCGGUGGAGGGCAUUUGCAGUAAGAUCUACCACAUCUCCUUGGAGUACGUCAAGCGCAUUCGUGAGAAGCACCUGGCCAUCCUAAAGGAACACAACAUAUCUGUCGAGGUAGAGGCUCCCGAUGCGCAGGACCGGCUCGUUUACUGCUAUCCGGUGCGGCUGGCCGUCCCUUCGCCCCCGCUGCCGAACGUGGAGAUGCACGUGGAGAACAGCCUGGUCUGCGUGCGCUACAAGGGCGAGAUGGUGAAAGUCAGCCGCAGCUACUUCAGCAAGUUGUGGCUGCUUUAUCGAUACAGUUGCAUUGACGACUCGGUCUUUGAGCGCUUCUUACCAAGGGUUUGGUGCCUUCUCCGCAGAUACCAGAUGAUGUUUGGCGUCGGGCUCUACGAAGGGACUGGCCUGCAGGGGGCUCUCCCGGUGCAUGUCUUCGAAGCCCUCCACAAGCUCUUUGGGGUGAGCUUCGAGUGCUUUGCCUCCCCCUUGAACUGUUACUUCAAGCAAUACUGCUCGGCCUUCCUGGACACGGACGGGUACUUUGGAUCAAGAGGGCCUUGCCUGGACUUCUUUCCCAUCAGCGGCUCGUUUCAGGCAAACCCCCCCUUCUGUGAGGAGCUGAUGGAUGCCAUGGUGUCUCACUUUGAGAAAUUGCUGGAGACGUCCAGCGAGCCCUUGUCGUUCAUUGUCUUCAUCCCUGAGUGGCGAGACCCCCCCACGCCAGCCCUGACUCGCAUGGAGCAGAGUCGCUUCAAGCGCCAGCAGCUCAUCCUCCCGGCCUUCGACCACGAAUACCGCAGCGGCUCCCAGCACGUAUGCAAAAAGGAGGAGAUGUACUACAAAGCGGUGCACAACACAGCAGUCCUGUUCCUGCAGAACAACGCGGGCUUUGCCAAGUGGGAGCCAACGCAGGAACGCCUGCAGGAGCUGGUCACCACCUACAAGCACUCGGGACGGACCCUGGCCGCCGCCACCUCUUCAGCUCCAGACAAGGAACAAGAGACAGUUCGGGAGCAGAGUACCAGCAGAGAGUCGACCCCUAAUUGAUCAGUAGCGGACUGACAGGCAGAGAGGGACAAUCAGAUUGUCCAAAGCAGGGAGGGGAACGGCUGACCUCAGCAUGCUGGACCGAGGGCUGGUAGUGACACGUUGGCCUCCCCUGUUGCCCUCGUGUCCCCCGGAUGAGCUGCAGAUCUCCUUGGGCUGUGCCCAGCAGGGCAGUGCCUCCUGCCCCACCAAGUCCCCUUUGGCCGAGGCGGGGGGGGACAGCUGGAGGCCCUGCGGAAGCGGGGCAGGGCUGCCGCCCUCGCAGCAGAAGGUGGGAAAAGCAGGUGGGAUGGUGCCCGUGCACAUCAGUAGUGUAAAUAUGUGUCCAUGUGGUGACUGCUCUUGUUGCCUCGUCCCAGUUCUUUCCAAGUGUGCCCGUUGCAUAUUUCCACUGGCGCCGUUUAUUGUCAGUUGCAGAGCAAAGGACUGUGUGUGUGUGGACAGAAGGUCUCGGCCGCCUUUUGUAGUUGUCUUGUUUCCACCUGAGGCUCCUGGCUUUCUAGGAGGGGUUUUGUUUUUUUUAAGGGUUUAAUUUAACUGUGCUAACCAUUUUAUGACUUAAGAGCAAAGGAAAGUCUAUUUUGGAUUUUGUUUCUAGUUCUUAGGAACAUUAAAACCAGCAUUACCGUG
Molecule: messenger RNA, 3199 nt
Organism: Python bivittatus (Burmese python)
Lineage: Eukaryota; Metazoa; Chordata; Lepidosauria; Squamata; Pythonidae
Source: RefSeq, a predicted model, not a curated record